Tilletiopsis washingtonensis is the source of this 717-nucleotide messenger RNA. RefSeq lists its product as hypothetical. The record is from RefSeq and is a predicted model, not a curated record. Gene Ontology annotation, biological process: translation. The transcript has 2 exons. Gene Ontology annotation, molecular function: structural constituent of ribosome. Gene Ontology annotation, cellular component: ribosome. NCBI's taxonomy places the organism in Eukaryota, Fungi, Basidiomycota, Exobasidiomycetes, Entylomatales. The coding region runs from base 125 to 376 and encodes 83 amino acids.
UCACACUCGCGCGUCCAUAUUACCUCCUCGCAGCGCAUCAGUGCACUGCUGAGCGCCACAGACGCCUGCGCCGUCUCACACUCGACGACGACGAGCUCUUCCGCGUCGCUGCAUCUCGCCCGCCAUGCUGCGCGCCAUGCUGCCUCGGCUCUUCGCGCGUGCCGCACCGGCCGCCUCGUCGCUGCGCGCUGCACCCCGCCCACUGCUGCCGGCCGCUCGGCCAGCACUGGCGCUGGGCGCUGCAGAGACGGCGCGCGGCAUGAAGGUGCGCUCGUCGGUGAAGAAGUUCUGCGACGGCUGCAGCAUUGUGCGCCGCAAGGGCCGGCUGUACAUCAUCUGCUCCAAGGACCCGAAGCACAAGCAGCGGCAAGGGUGAUGGAGACGUGAUGUCAAAGUGCGAAGGGAGGGACGGACAGACGGGCGUAGACGGGUGUAGAUGGGCGCAGACAGCUGGACGAGACGAGAUGGGGUCAGGGACGGAGCGGAAUGGAUCCAGAGGAUGGAUUCAGAGCUGUUCUAUGGGCGGGCCGAGACGCAAUGCUUGAUCCAGCGUUGCCAUGCAUCGCCUCAGAUUUCAGCCUGAUCAGGUCGAAAGUCGAAGAGGCGUCACACAGAAAGAGAGAAAGGCGCUGGCAAGAGCAUGCGCUCUCGAGGAUUGUGCUCUAGCUUGUGGCGGGAGACGAGCAUUGCCAGCGCCGGACACAAGCGAGGAUCACG